Messenger RNA from Ctenocephalides felis (cat flea), 1338 nucleotides. Its product is annotated as tudor domain-containing protein 7A-like. The record is from RefSeq and is a predicted model, not a curated record. The transcript has 7 exons. The coding region runs from base 1 to 1338 and encodes 445 amino acids. Lineage: Eukaryota; Metazoa; Arthropoda; Insecta; Siphonaptera; Pulicidae.
AUGAAAGAGGAAGAAAAGGCUCCUAGACUAAAUGAGAAAGGAAGAAUUAAUGAUAAAAUCCAUGUGUCGCACAUUUGCAACAACGGUGAUAUUUACAUUCAGAUCAGAAAUGACACAUUUAAAUAUUUACACUCUCAAAUCCAAUUCAUUACUGAUAUUGGGUUUUCCAACGCUGACAUAUUGGAUUCUGCAAAACUGUUACAAGAAACUCCUCUAAAUAAUUUAUAUUUAGCAGUAAAACCGGAGGAAAAUAAAUGUUACAGAGUUAAAGCGACUGGACCCAUCAAGAGAGGAGAGGUGCCUGUAUAUUUUGUGGAUUACGGAUAUACAGAGUGUAUUCCUGUUUCUAAAAUGAUUGCCUUGGAAAAAGUCUCUUCAGUUAUUAAUGAAUUCCCUCAUCAGGCAAUAAAAGUACAGUUGUAUGGAUUGGAAAAUUUUACACCCUCUUUGGCAUCUCGUCUCAGGGGUUGCCUGCCUAUUAAUGGUUCAGUUCUACUUAAAGUAAUAGAAUAUAAAAAUGUGCCAAUUGUUGAAAUUUUUAUGAGGACACAAGAUCAACUUCUCAUAAGUGUUAAUAAUGCAUUGCAGAAUGAAUUAGAAAUUGAAAAGAAUGCUGUAGAAGUAGAACAGCGUGACCAUAUAAAGAAAAGAAUGGAAGGAUUGUCCAUAAAAUAUAACUCUCCAGCCCGUAAACCCUUGCCACAAUCUCCACAGCGAAAAACUUUAAACAUAAAAGCUUUACCAGAGCCAACUAUUAUUGCUGGAUCUCAUUUUCCUGUGAUUGUUACUAUGGCUGCUAGCCCAUCAAACUUUGUGGUACAGCCAUUCACUGAUGAUGGCUAUCGUGAUUUUAAAAGGCUUAUGAAAGAUUUGCAGGUCUUGUGUAAUAGCAGCCCUUUUUCAAACCCAUCAUAUGAAGAAAUUGAGAAAGGAAAUUUAUAUGCUGGAAGGCACACUGAUGGAGUUUGGUAUAGAGUACAAGUCACUAAUGUUAUGAGAAAUAAUUCAGUAACUGUACAUUUCUGUGAUUAUGGGGAUUAUAAUGUGAUGAGUUACAAAAACUUGCAAAGGUUAACACCGCCAUUUUUAAAAAUGCCAUACAAUGCCUUGAGAGCCAGAUUAGGAGGAGAAACUCCAAUAAUAGCAGACUGGAGUGUGGAAGAAUGCCUACGUUUUCAGGAACGGGUGUGUGAUAAAGUUUUUGUUGCCAAAAUUAACAGCAUUGAUGCUGAUGAACUGAAUGCCUCCGACAAAAUAAUAAGUCUGACAUUAAUUGAUACAACUUCAGAGAACGAUGUUUAUAUAACACCAGAAUAUGUUCGGACAUAUAUAAAGUAA